AUGCAGAAUAACAGAAAUACAUUGAUUAAAUUACCUGAAUAUUUUUGCUUUUCUUUUUUGACAUUUUGUAUUGCAAGAUUCCAGCAAUAUGUUUUCCUCCCCUCUAAUCAUUUUAUUUUAACAUUGAAUAGAUUUUUUGCCAUCUUCACAUUUUUUAGUGGCCCUUUCUUAUUACCAUUUUUAACAUUUUCUUUGUUGUCUGUCUUGCUCACAAAUUUGUUGUUAGUUCUCUUCUUAGUGGCCUUUGAUUUGUUGAGAACACUUUUGUCAACAAUAAUUGCAGACUUCUUCUUAAUUCCUUUAAUUUUUUCAGUUCCAUUCCUAGAAUCAACUCUAACAUCAACAUCUUCAACCUUAACACCCUUCAUAACAAAGUUCAUGUUGUUCAAAGUUGGGACAUCUAAGUUGAGAGUUUUCAAACCUUCUGCGAACCUAACAAAUUUCUUAUCAAAUGCAUUACCUUUUUUGCCUUUGUUAGCAAAUUUUUUUUACAGAACAUUCUUCAACCUCAUUAACAAGUCCCUCAAUUACAUCCAUGGCGGCUUCCCCAUUGAAAUAAAAUUGCUAAGUUCAUUAGAACAUGAUGCAUGCUACCACAAAUAA
This is a messenger RNA of Vicia faba (fava bean), 603 nucleotides long. Lineage: Eukaryota; Viridiplantae; Streptophyta; Magnoliopsida; Fabales; Fabaceae. The record is from the annotation of a GenBank genome assembly.